Sardina pilchardus (European sardine) is the source of this 1542-nucleotide messenger RNA. RefSeq names its product small integral membrane protein 13 (gene smim13). Bases 218 to 481 code for a protein of 87 amino acids. The record is from RefSeq and is a predicted model, not a curated record. Lineage: Eukaryota; Metazoa; Chordata; Actinopteri; Clupeiformes; Clupeidae. The transcript has 3 exons.
GGCACUUGCCACUGGGGCCGUCAUUUGGAGUUGCUGUUGGAGUAGGGCUGUGUGUUAUUAAAGCAACUCCGAAACGUUGCAAUAAUGUAGACAUACAUAAGUCUACAAGCACCAGAUGAAGUGCGUCCGUCCUUUCUGCAGUGGACAAAGGACGCCUCUGGAUUUAGCGUGAGACAAGAGCGGACGUUGUCAUCUGUUGUAUGGUAAAUUUGGGAAGAUGUGGCAAAGCGUCGGACUCACAGUGCUGGUUAUUAUUGCCACACUAAUAUGCGCCCUGCUCUUCAUGGUGUUUGGAUGGUAUGUGGUUUGGCAGCUCUUCCUAUCCAAGUUCAAGUUCCUGCGAGAACUCGUCGGUGACACAGGCUCCCCGCAGGCUGAGACAGAACCUUCGGAGUCAGAGAGUGAGCGUAGCUCCCCACCCACACCCCGUCACAAACACAAACCCCGCCAGAGAGUUGUUGCUCAGGAUGCCACCUCAUAGACCCCCCAUCCUCAGCUCGUCACCAGCCAGUGCUUCCCUCCGCCGAACAGAUAGCCCACUCUGCUGGACGCAAGCCAUCUUCUAACUGUUCAACUUUACCCUUUGUGCAUAUGCGACCCUCCCCUUAGACCACGGCCGCCAUCUUGUACCCAAGUUCCACAGUGUGCCAUCGGGGCCCCAGUGGUCUGUCUGUGUGUUGUCUCCUGGUCCUCCAUUUCGCUAUGUUUGGCAGAGUUGUUGAAUGUCAAAAGGGAAAACACCAUCUGGUGAGUCAUGGCAUGGAUAGAGACCACAACACACCUUGUUUUGUUUGACAUUUAUCUGUACAGGUGUGUCGUCCUCUGACCCCCUCGAAAAAGAAAAACAGCCAUAUGGCAGUUUUUUAUUCCUUCUGUGUCAUUGGAAACAUUGUUUUGUAUGUUUUUAAUCAUACUAACCAGAAAAUAUCAAAAACUGCCCAACUGACCACCAUGGACACUCUAUCGGCAUAUAAAACCUCCCCGACAAAAUCAAUUUUAAACUGACAACCGAACGUCCUCAGCUUGUAACUGUCAACUCUACUGUUGUAAGUCUUUUUUUUGUGUCUCACAAUUUGGAACUUAAUACAACUUUCUUAAGUGCAAUGAUGGAUCUAAAAAUGAUGGAUAUCUUCUGUCAAUGGUCAAAAAGACGCAAAAAACCCCCCCACACAUGUAUCACUACGGUUCAGCACCCUUGUUUGACCAGUGGGAAUGGAACACCGUUCAUUUGAAACAAUAAUGUCCAACUGUUAACUGGGAAACUGACAGUAAUCGAUCACUAUGCUGUGUUGCUGCUUCACCGAUGCUGCACUAAAAGCUGCCAUGGUUCUUUCGUAGUGGCCAUGGCAGUACCUGAGCCCCCCACCCCUGUGCCUCUAAACCAGUGGGCUUUCAGUAGUCACUACUUGAGUGUUUUUGCCCAUGUUCACAGUAAUAGAGUGCUAUGUAAAACUGUCCAUUAAACAUGAUGAGCAUUACCAUUUCAAGUUUAUUUUUUUCUUCUUUUUUUUCUCCCUUCAUAAUAAAUCGGUUUGAUAAAAA